Trypanosoma conorhini is the source of this 468-nucleotide messenger RNA. RefSeq lists its product as uncharacterized. NCBI's taxonomy places the organism in Eukaryota, Euglenozoa, Kinetoplastea, Trypanosomatida, Trypanosomatidae. Bases 1 to 468 code for a protein of 155 amino acids. The record is from RefSeq and is a predicted model, not a curated record. The transcript has a single exon.
AUGGAGAUCAUCGAUAGGCCGCUCAGUGAAAUCAUCAAGGAGCAGAAGAUCGGUGAGAGCCUGCGUAAGAACCGUCGUGGUGGCGGUGGGCGCGGUGGGGAGCAGAAUACCCGCGGCGGCGGACGCGGCACGUCCCGCAGCGGCCGCGGAAACCGAACGGCGGGGCGAGGUGGCCGUGGCACGGGCGCCCAGGAGCCGGGGCGCCGUCAACGCCGCCAUCUGCGUCCUCGUGGCAACGGCGAACGCCUCCGUCGCCUUGGAUUCAACUCCGAAAAUCGUGGUGGCCUCAGUGCUCGUUAUAGGCGCCGCAACGCAGUGGACGCCGGCGACGGACGCCGUGAUCGCUCUGUGAAGAGCUCCGCCGCACAGCGCCGCGGAAUGGCGGCAGAGGAGCGCAACGACCGUAUCAGGGACUCGCGCCGGCGCGAGGCCCUCUUGCGCGCCCGCUCCCGCUUCUCCCGCGACUAG